This is a messenger RNA of Pelagomonas calceolata, 814 nucleotides long. The record is from the annotation of a GenBank genome assembly. Lineage: Eukaryota; Pelagophyceae; Pelagomonadales; Pelagomonadaceae.
GCCUGCACCGCGCGUGCCCGGGUGAACGUUUAAAUCAUUUGCGCGCAAGAGCAUCCGUGCGCAGGAUCAAAUAAGCUACAUCCUCGGGCAGCAUUGCAAUCGCUGCGCCUGUCAUCUGUAGGGGUGCUCUUCCAAGACACGCGCUCUCAGAUAGAGCAACACGCACCGAUGCUGCAGCGCGCCAUGAUGCUGAAAGCGAUUGCUCUCACAUACUGCGUUGUACCGACGACAGCGUUCCAGCCGGCCCUCACCCGUCGCAUCGCUACCAAGACCCCGACGCCGCCGCCCGCGUUCUCCCCGAGCGCGACCCGGCGCCGGCCAUGUCUCGCGGUGAGCGCCGGCGGCGCCAGCAGUCCGGGCGGCGGCGGCCGGCUCCCGGCGCUGCUGCGCGCCCUACGCUCCGUGGGAACGAUCUCCGGGCUAUUCCUCGCGGCCGGCCUCGCGGAGAUCGGCGGCGGCUGGCUCGUCUGGAAGGCCGUGCGCGAGGGCGCGCCGCGCUGGUGGGCGGCGUGCGGCGCGCUGGUGCUGGCGGCCUACGGCUUCAUCCCCUGCCUCCAGCCCAUCGACGACUUCGGGCGACUCUACGCGGCCUACGGCGCCGACGCAGAGUCCCCCGUCUCUCGUGGGUACGUUCGUAGUCUUACUGGUCGACGGCCGCGCAGGUGGUAUUUUCAUCGGCAUGAGCUUCGCCUGGGCCCGGGUCGUCGACGGCAUGGCCCUCGACCGGGGAGACGUCAUCGGCAGCGCGGUCGCGCUCGUCGGCGUGGCGAUCGUGCUGCUGUGGCCCCGUGAUUAGUUCUAGUGUGUUCAAAAG